Molecule: messenger RNA, 950 nt
Organism: Raphanus sativus (radish)
Lineage: Eukaryota; Viridiplantae; Streptophyta; Magnoliopsida; Brassicales; Brassicaceae
Exons: 2
Coding region: 11-316 (101 amino acids)
Source: RefSeq, a predicted model, not a curated record
UCUUGCAGUGAUGGCUUCAAGCUACCAUGAGAAGCCACAAGAAGAGGAAGACACAUUUGAAUAUCACAUUCAAGAUGACUUUGAUGCAAGUAUACUCACACCAGCACAACUUGUGAUGUUAUAUGAGCUUCAGAAGGAGUACCCGGGGUCGGCAAAGACAUCUCUAGCACGAAGGAUCCGGUUGGAGCUUAUUAAGGAUCGAGCAGAGCUUGAAGGAAGGGAGGUUACAAAGUAUGAGUUUAAUGUUGCCUAUGACCUUAAAGAGGUAAUGGAUUGGGCUCCACCACUCCAGCUGGAAGGUUGGGUCUAUCUCUAGAUAAGAGAAGUCUUCAUUUACACUUCAGCCUAUGUUUACCGGUGCAACAAACAAGAGGCCAAGGGUCCUCUACCACCCAAUUCAGCCAAUAAACUCCAAGUAUGUGCCACUCCAACCCUGUACAUAUUUAAUUCUCAUGUUUCUUUAUUUCCCUUAGAUCUCUUCUUUGAGCUUACUCUCACACAAGGGACUGUGUGAAGUAAGUUUGGGGGAGAGUCAACUAUCUCACAUUGUUUUCUGUUUUGUCUACUUGUCAUGAGUCUCAUGCAUUGCAUUGCAUAUUUAUUUGCAUAAAAAAUUUUGAAAAAAAAAAAAAAAAGUCAUUUAGUUGCAUCAUUUGCAUCUUUAGGAUUUGAGUAUAGAAGCAUUUAGAUUGCAUUCAUGCAUUGGGAGCAAACCUUGUAAAGGACACAUGUCUAGAACUCAAUUUGACACCCUAGUUAAACAUAUCAAAUAGCUUGAGCAUCUCUUAAAAAAGCUUGUAAGUUUCGAGCCUUGAAAACUCUUCUUGAAACAUGUUGCUUGCUUGAUAUUGACAUUGCUCUUGAAAGCCAACUCCAAUUUGAACUUGAACUUAAUGAACUUAAUCUCUCUUGCAUAUGGGCACUUGCAUACUUGAUCAUGGAUCUCAUAC